Trypanosoma cruzi is the source of this 2283-nucleotide messenger RNA. RefSeq names its product DnaJ chaperone protein, putative. The coding region runs from base 1 to 2283 and encodes 760 amino acids. The record is from RefSeq and is a predicted model, not a curated record. The transcript has a single exon. Lineage: Eukaryota; Euglenozoa; Kinetoplastea; Trypanosomatida; Trypanosomatidae.
AUGAACCGACUCCAAAACUUUUUAACAGCGCGUCUGCUGCUGCUCCUGGUGGCGUUGUUGAUGCUCUUUUUUCUUUCAACCCCGGCAGAAGCUCGUCUGUUUGCCAACUCCAAUAACGAUGACUUGUACGCGCGCCUUGGUGUUGGUCGGGGAGCGACAAAGGACGAAAUUAAAAAGGCCUUUCGUAAGAUCACUCGCGAGCAUCACCCGGACAUGCAGGAGACGCAAGAGGCAAAGGAGGCAGCCAAAGAGUACAUGGUGAAGGUGCUGCAGGCGUACAAGGUGUUGUCUGACGACAUUCAGCGACAGGACUAUGACGCUUUUGGAAAAAUCCCCGGAGAGGCCUUCGACUCCGCGUCAUUUACGGCGCAGGAAAUAUUUGAAUACUUUCAUCAGCAGUCGCCCAUUCUCUCCAAGACCCACCAGCUGGAAUCGCUAUCGGUGUUGCAGCGGAUACUAAACUUCCGUGGAAAUCGGCUUUUUCUCCUGCAGGUGUACGAUGACAGCUGCAAAUCCUGCCGCUGGUUUGCCUCCACCUGGGAGGGAUUGACGCAGUCGAGUCUUGUUGAAGGUCUCGUCGUGGAGAUGUUCCGCAUUGACGCCUACUCCAUGGAAGGCCCACAGCUGCUAGAAGCACUUGGCAUCUCAUACAAAGGCGAGAUUGGGAUAUACGCCAUUAUUGAUGGGAAGAAAUGGGCAAUGCCCCAUCUAAAAACUGUAGUGAGCUCGCGGAGUGGGCGUAACGCCUUCACAUCGCUCUUGGACUUUGUCAUGAGUUUCUUUUACGAUAAAUACAUUGAAAUAAAUUCUCUGAAGGUGGGAAAUAAUAAUACGCAGGAUAUCCUGGAGUGGCUGCAAGAGGAACGUGGUAGCGCGGAUGCCGUUCGCGUUCUUUUGCCGCCGCUGACCGUGGAGUCCAUUGCUCUCACCCUGUCGUAUAAAUAUGAGGGUGUGGCCGUGGUUCGCUCCGUGUCGCGGGAAGCACUUAUUGAUUUUGUGGAGAACCACUGCGAGCAGACGGUAGAGAUGCGUGGUCGUGACGGUGAGGUGAUACCGACGCCGGAAUUCAUUGUGGUAUCCUUGCAGCAACUUACCCGCGUUGCUGAAAUGACAUCCAAAUCAAUUGGAGAGUCAAAAGUCGUAAUGAACUGCAGCAGAAUCAACGUUGGCGUCAGUGCCACUCUCUCCUAUCGCAAAGCUGAGUCUUUUUUGAGCGAUGCAUUGCCCCAACGGCACCCAGGAAUGGCAAACAUGAAAUACGUGACUGGAAUGUCUCUCUACGAACUGUGUCGACGGCAUUGUUUGUUGUGGUUGCGUGAGAGCUGCGUGAAGCCGCCAAGUGACAAUUGGAAGAACGCCCUACAGGGAAAUUACAAGCCGUUUUCGGUGGGUUAUUUGUGCCUGGAUAGUGAGGCUGGACUGCGGGAGGCCCUAGCAACAUCGACACCCGACACGCUUGUAGCCAUUGUGGAUGGCGAUGAGUACAAUCUUCAUUUUCUUCUCCCUGAACCUGAGCCGAGCCAAAUUGCGAGGGCGCUCUCGAACCUGUUGUCAGAAGAACAAGAGACUACCCCACUUCGCCUCACAACACCCUUGUCGCUUCUGAUGACAUCCAAGCCGUUUCAUUUGUCGUAUAUGCAGUACUUUUACAUCAAUUCCCGAUGGAUCUACAGCCUUAUUUACCCAUUUUUUUCUAACUCUUAUCCGUUUUUGAUGAUGUUCAUUAUGCACAAACUCCUCAACCGGUUCAAUCUUUUGGGCAACAACAACAACAACAACAACAGCAGCAGCAGCAGCAACAGCAAUAGUACCACCCGCAACGGAGGAGCCACGGCUUCCACCACAAGCACUGCAACCGCCAAUAACGGUGGAAACAGACACGGUAGUGCAACCAAUAGCAGGACAAAUAAGAAGGAAGUUUCUCUCUUAACCGCGGCAGACUUGGAGGCGGCAAAGGAUGCGAAGGGAUUUCUUCUUCUCUUUUUCCAAAAUGGCAAAGAGGAGAUGCCGGCCCUUCCUCCCAUUACGGAAGACUCACGAUUCACAGUACGUCUUGUCUCGCCAACAGACCCACGUUGGGACUCGUGGCUUUCCGAGCAAAAACCGCAGGGAGAAGAAACCUCCAAGGGCGAAGGCUCAUCAACAGAAGCCAAGGAACCAACGGUUGUCGCCAUAAGACAAGGAAAGAUGAAGGCAACAGUAAAGCCCCCCAACGCGGCGAUGGAUUCAUGGUUGUGCGAUCUUCUUGAUGGAACCAUCACGGCAACGGCACCCCUUCCAUAA